CAGCAAGUUGGCCUCAUCUCCAAGGAGCCCUUGCCUUUUCCUGAACCCACAACACCAUGGUUUCCCAUUUCAUGGGGUCUCUCAGUGUCCUGAGUUCCCUCUUGCUGCUUGGAUUCCAGCUCGUCUACUCACAGCCCUCUAAUGAACACAGAAAGGUCCCGCAGCGGAUGACAGCGGUUGAGAGCGCCCCGGAGGACAGCGGCGGCGGCGCCCCUGGCGUGUGGGGCUCAUGGGGCCCGUGGUCCGCCUGCUCUCGCAGCUGCAGCGGUGGCGUGAUGGAGCAAACCCGGCCCUGCCUACCAGGCUCGUACCGCGCGCGCGGGGGUCGGCGGCCGGUAGCCCCCGCACGCACCUUCGCCGGCCACGUGGUAUCGGCCGUGCGCACCUCUGUGCCCCUGCACCGGAGCCGCGACGAGCCGCGCGCCCCUGUGGGCCUCAACGCCAGCCGCCAGGGCCCGCUCCUGCGGGGUAGCAGGCACCCGCCUCCCCCGGGCCGCGAACCCACAGGCAACAGAAGGACCAGGACCCGAGGUCCCAUCGGCCCUGGCAAGUAUGGCUAUGGGAAGGCCCCAUACAUCUUACCACUGCAGACGGAUUCUGCACACUCACCCCAGAGGCUUCGGAGGCAGAGGCCAACAUCCCCGCAUUCCAGGUCCCAGGGAGCAUCUGGUCUUAGCCAUGACUACAGCCCGCCUGCCCACCAGGCCCCUCACCAUGGGCCUCUGUACAGGAGUGACAAUGGCCCUGGUUCAGCUCUGCAGGGCUCAGAGGCCUCCAUCUACCAACUGCCUCUGACCAAUGGCCAAGGCUACCCUGCAGCUUCGAGUCUCUUCCACAGCCCAGAAGCAAGGAACAGCCAUGGCCUGGGGACCCCCAGAGCAACCCAGAGUUUCUCCCAGCCUGCCCGGGCUGCAGCCAUCUCCUGCAUUGGGGCCUAUCGGCAGUACAAGCUGUGCAACACCAACGUGUGUCCUGAAAGCAGCAGAAGCAUCCGGGAAGUGCAGUGUGCCUCCUAUAACAACAAGCCGUUCAUGGGUCGCUUCUAUGAAUGGGAGCCAUUUGCAGAAGUAAAGGGCAAUCGGAAGUGCGAAUUGAACUGCCAGGCCAUGGGCUACCGCUUCUAUGUCCGGCAAGCUGAGAAGGUCAUUGAUGGCACCCCUUGUGACCAGAACGGCACAGCCAUCUGCGUGUCUGGGCAGUGCAAGAACAUUGGCUGUGACGACUACCUAGGCUCCGACAAAGUCGUGGACAAAUGUGGGGUUUGUGGAGGCGAUAACACGGGCUGUCAGGUGGUGUCUGGCGUGUUUAAGCACGCCCUCACCAGCCUGGGCUACCACCGAGUUGUUGAGAUUCCCCAAGGAGCCACAAAAAUCAACAUCACGGAGAUGCACAAGAGCAACAACUACUUGGCCUUACGAAGUCGCUCUGGCCGCUCCAUCAUCAACGGUAACUGGGCAAUUGACCGACCCGGAAAAUACGAGGGCGGAGGGACCAUGUUCACCUACAAGCGUCCAAAUGAGAUUUCCAGCACCGCGGGAGAGUCCUUUUUGGCCGAAGGUCCUACUAAUGAGAUCUUGGAUGUCUAUAUGAUACACCAGCAGCCCAACCCAGGAGUCCACUAUGAGUAUGUGAUCAUGGGGACCAAUGCCAUCAGUCCACAGGUGCCACCUCACAGGAGACCAGGGGAGCCGGUCAACGGCCAGCUGGUGACAGAAGGGAGGAGCCAGGAGGAGGAAGGAGAGGAGAGGAGUGAGGAGAAAGAAGAUGCGCUCAGAGGCACACCUGAAAUUUUCACAGCAGAAUCAGCCCAAACCUUCCCACUCAGGCCUCCAGAUAGAUUUUCUUCCCAUCUACCAGAUAAUCUGGUGCCACCAGCACCACAGUCCCCUCGGCGAAGCCGGGACCACAACUGGAAGCAGCUGGGGACAACAGAAUGUUCCACGACCUGCGGGAAAGGGUCACAGCACCCAAUUUUUCGCUGUGUGCACAGAAACACUCAUGAAGAGGUUCCCGAGAGCUACUGUGACUCCAGCACGAAGCCCACGCCUGAGGAGGAGGCCUGCAACAUCUUCCCCUGUCCAGCCUUCUGGGACAUCGGGGAGUGGUCCGAGUGCAGCAAGACCUGUGGCCUGGGCAUGCAGCAUCGCCAGGUGCUGUGCCGCCAGGUGUACGCUAACCGCAGCCUGACGGUGCAGCCCCACCGCUGCCAGCACCUGGAGAAGCCCGAGACCACCAGCACCUGCCAGCUCAAGAUCUGCAGUGAAUGGCAGAUCCGGACCGACUGGACCUCGUGCUCAGUGCCCUGUGGAGUGGGGCAGAGGACCCGAGACGUGAAGUGCGUGAGCAACCUCGGGGACGUGGUUGACGACGAUGAGUGCAAUAUGAAACUCCGGCCGAACGACAUUGAGAACUGCGACAUGGGUCCCUGUGCCAAGAGCUGGUUCCUCACCGAGUGGAGUGAAAGGUGCUCGGCGGAGUGUGGGGCUGGAGUGCGGACUCGUUCGGUGGUGUGCAUGACCAACCACAUCAGCAGCCUGCCCCUGGAGGGCUGUGGGAACAAUCGACCAGCAGAGGCCACCCCCUGUGACAACGGACCCUGCACGGGCAAGGUGGAGUGGUUUGCGGGGAGCUGGAGUCAGUGUUCCAUCGAGUGUGGGAGUGGGACCCAGCAGAGGGAGGUGAUUUGUGUUAGGAAGAACACAGACACCUUUGAAGUAUUGGACCCUUACGAAUGUUCCUUCCUGGAGAGACCCCCCAGCCAGCAGUCCUGCUACCUCAAGCCUUGUGGGGCCAAAUGGUUUAACACAGAAUGGAGCAUGUGCUCCAAGAGCUGCCAGGGCGGCUUCCGGGUCCGGGAGGUGCGCUGCCUCUCAGAUGACAUGGCUCUCAGCAAUCUCUGUGACCCCCAGUUGAAACCAGAAGAAAAAGAAUCCUGUAAUCCUCAGGACUGUGUCCCUGAAGUUGAUGAAAACUGCAAGGACAGAUACUACAACUGCAACGUGGUGGUCCAGGCACGCCUCUGCGUCUACAACUACUACAAGACUGCAUGCUGUGCGUCCUGCACACGUGUGGCCAGCAGGCAACCAGGAUUCCUGCGCAGCAGAUAACCCCCCAGCACAUCAGGGAACAGGCCCGGGAGUCUAAGCAGCGGGACUGCGGCUGCACGCACAGGGGCUCCCAUGCCCAGGGCCUGCCAGCCAGUUGCAUCACACUUCCUGAAGGCAGGUGGUUGCACCUACCCUUCAUGGACCUCUGCGGGGUCCAUGAGCAAAGCCACCGUGCCUCGCCUGGGGAUCUGCCACCUGAAAACCCCACAGCAGGGAGAGUGUGUCCCUUUCAUGCUGACACUCUCCAGCUCAGCAGUGGGCCCUAAUGGUGCCACCGAUUUUUCUGAUAUCAGCACCCCUUGGAGAGUCAGAAGAGGCAGUGACUCUCCCUACAGCCUGGCUAAGCCUUGCUGAGAUGUCUGCAUACCUCAGCCUGACUCUGCCUGUUUCCAUUCUCAAAGAUAUCAGCCUGUUUUCCUACCUAAUGACACAACUAUCUAUGUCAAUAUAGAGGUUUAGCUUCACAGAUAUAUUCACAAAUAUCAGCUCAUUAGCACCUCAUGAUACCCCAGAAUGGGAGUCAGGGAAUGAAGCACUAUCCCUGGUUUGCUGACAGGGUCACUGACCUUCAGGGUACAGUCACUCGUUCAGGCAAAGCUGAGACCUGACCCCAGCUGACCACAAAACCCUCAGUCCAAGGUCUGUCCAGAAGUCCUAGGUCUCAGGAUGCAGGUCAUAUCUGACUGACAGACUGAGAGGUUUCUAAUCUGACAAAGCCCAGCCCUUUGAAUCCUUUCCUUUCUGAUUCCCUACUCUCAGCUGUUUCAAAGUCUGUUUCUAUUGCCAUCUCCCCCACUGAGUCACAGGACUCUGCAGGUUUUAUUAACCGCACCUUCAUAGAUUCGUACGAGGAGGCAAGAAAGCAAGGUGAUUGCCUAGAAAUCUGAUUCCAUUCUCUAGAAUAGGUACCUCCCGUAGAUCCUAGUGGGUUACCUUUGGCCACAGAGUCUUUGUGUCCCAAAAAAGAUUUACAGAGCACUCUGACUCCAGCCCCUCAUUUAGCCAGUCAUCCUAAGCUGUUCACCUGCAUUUCUCAGUAGAAGGGCUGAUCCAUCUGCCCCAGCAAAAACACUUCACUUAUAUUUGAAUCUCCCUUUGGUCUUUCCAGUUCAAUUUAUAGAUUUCUCUUUGUGAAUUCUCAUCCCUCCUUCCCCCAACUCACAAUCCAUAACCUCACCUCCCAGAAUUGAGCACUAAGAUCUUCAUUAAUGCAGCCAGCUGAGAAAAGCUGAGCUAUGAACCCAUCUAUUGACAGCUGCAACAGCAGGGUCUUUCUUUCCUGAGUCACUUAACUAGCUGAACAGUCAUAUGUCACUUAAUGAUACAUUCUGAGAAAUGCAUUGUUAGGCAGAUUCCUUACUGUGCAAGUGGCAUAAAGUGUAAUUACACAGACCAAGAUGGUAUACCUGCUACACACCUACUACGUACAGGGACCACCAUCCUAUAAAUGAUCCACUGUUGACCAAGAUAUUGUUAGGCAGCACAUGACUAUGAUUGCAGAGGCCUCAGACUGGAAGGGAAUGUAGUGCCUAUUGGAAGACGAACUGUCUGAAAAUUAAGGGGGGAAAUGUAUGUAUGUUUAUAUAUAUAUACAUAUACAUGUAUAUACAUAUACAUACAUAUAUAUACAUACACACACAUAUAGAUAUGUAUAUAUUUAUCCAUUAAGAAUAAUGUCAAGCUAAGCUUACAGAAAAUGUAUUCUAUUUAGUACUGUUGGUCCUAGGUCUAUUUCCCUUUCAAAGCAAGCCGGAUUCUUAGCAAUUCACUUUUCCCCAUGAGCCCUUUAACCCCAAAUCUGCAAAAACACUUUACUUAUAUUAGAGUCAGCUUUUGGAAGCAGCUUUUACCACCAGCUGAGUCUGACAUUCUGUUAGGUUCCUACUACCACUGGGUUUUCAGAAAUUCUCUUUGACCUUCUUGGGUGUCCUUUUCCCCAAGUGGCAGACACCACUGUCCCAGAGCACCCUCCUCUCUCCUGACCUGUGGGUAACUUGUGUGGAUAAGCAGCAGGCAGAGGCCCAGAGAUCAGUGCCAACCAAGCAAGAGCAGAGCAGAGACACCAAGGCUGUUGAGGGGGGUAGGGGGUCCCCCCCAGGACCACUCCCCUCUCACUACUUACUUUUGCUUCUUGUCACGAAGUAUGUUUUCCUUUACACAGCACCUCUCACAUCUUGCUGAACACACCCAUCAUGUGAAGGCAUCCUCAGAAAAGACUGGAUCUUGCGCGUGCUGGAGAGCAAGGCAAGAUCUCUGGGUAGAAUAGAAGAAAGACUGGUAUCAGCUCAAGUUAAGUGAGGAUAUUCUAGCCUUCCCUGCUGCCCCACAGAGGCAUGUGACAGAGGUCCGAGCCCACUCUCUGUGAAUGACAGCUCUAUCCUUCAAGGGAUUUCUCCAUCAAAAGGGAGGUGAACACCCCAUGUGCUCCUACUCAGGAUUCAGUGAGUGGGCUGGUUCCCUUUACAUCUCACAAUUCCUUGUGGCUCCCAGGUGUCACCUAACUGUCCUUUGAGAGAGCGGUCCUGAUGGGCACAGGAGCAGUGGGUCAAGUCACUCUGGCAGGAGGGGAAGAACCUAAAGGCAAGUUCUUUUCUAACAAAUAGUUGAGCUCUUCUUAGAAUUCAUUCUUCCUGGGAAAGACUAUAAAUUGCUAGAACAAGGAUUUUAUCAACUUGUCUGAGAGAUCGACCUUUUACUAAUUUCCUAGCUUCAUAUGUUGGCAUCUAAACACCUUUGUUAACAUAACGUACAGUUGUGGUCCUUUGGUCUUUACGUGAGAACUUCCGUGGGGAGGAAAUCUGAGGGAAGCUUGGGCCGUGGCUCGCUCUCCUUCACUAUGCCUCUGCCUCUUUUUUGGCACCCUGUUUUCAUGCCCCUCCCCUUCCCAUUAUCUGUCCUCUCCUUUUCAGUCCUUUCAUGUCCCCUUCCCUGGCCAUGAUGCAGAAUUUAAAUUUAUAUUUUAAUUCUGCCUUUCCCCCCUUGGGUAGUGGAUUGUCUUCUUCCCUGCUCCAUAUUUUUAAAUGAAUGAAAGCUGAAUAUGAAUAAUCGCAAAAAUCAGCCAGGCUCCACCCAGAAAUAGUUCGGUUUUUUUGCUUUCACCCAGGCAAAGACCAUGUAAUGUGGUCUGUGCUUCCCACCCUCACUCUGACCUGCACUUCUCCCCAAAGAAAAGGAGUAACACAAGAAAUAGGGCACUAAAAAAUGUUUGAGCCCAGCCACUGGGGGGGGGGUUCUGUUGAUUAUCGCAUGUUGUUUGAUGCCCCCCUGCUUGCCAGCCCACGGGAAACCAACAGACCAGGUCUGUCCAGCCCUGGGAAGCUGUCACGGACAGGGGCCCAGAACUUUUCAUCUGUCCCUUCGCUUUACUUCUCUGGUCCAGGGUUCUUGGAGUGUUGAUUUUCCCCUUCAUUUUCCAGGAUAUGUCUCAUCUAGUAUUUAAACAUUCAAGACUUUUUUUGCUUUAAAAUGAAUGGCUUUUGAGAGGAAUGAAAUAUGGAAGUCACUAGAUCAAUUUAUUUUCACCAAAAUAGAAAGCUAAAUCUACAUGAUUCAUUCAUACCUUUCUAAAUCACGAUUUUUUUUUUAAGUAACCAUUUUAGACUUUGAAUAUCAGGUUUCUCAUGUGGAAGAAGAGAUAAAUGGUCAAAAGACUUUCCUUAAAACAGGUGCAUAAUCAAGUCUAAGGAACCUCUAUCAGACAGGCAGGUGGAGGACAGUGUCUGAUCCUCAUCAUAUAACACAUUUUUUUAUAUAUAGUUUGUUUUUACAUCACUUUGUGCAUUUUUCCAUCUCAGUUGCAAUCCC
Molecule: messenger RNA, 6911 nt
Organism: Condylura cristata (star-nosed mole)
Lineage: Eukaryota; Metazoa; Chordata; Mammalia; Eulipotyphla; Talpidae
Gene: THSD4
Product: thrombospondin, type I, domain containing 4
Exons: 17
Coding region: 57-3107 (1016 amino acids)
Biological process (GO): extracellular matrix organization
Cellular component (GO): extracellular matrix
Molecular function (GO): metalloendopeptidase activity
Source: RefSeq, a predicted model, not a curated record